Molecule: messenger RNA, 804 nt
Organism: Dipodomys spectabilis (banner-tailed kangaroo rat)
Lineage: Eukaryota; Metazoa; Chordata; Mammalia; Rodentia; Heteromyidae
Gene: Tmem9b
Product: TMEM9 domain family member B
Exons: 5
Coding region: 171-770 (199 amino acids)
Biological process (GO): positive regulation of canonical NF-kappaB signal transduction
Cellular component (GO): lysosomal membrane
Source: RefSeq, a predicted model, not a curated record
GGCCUUUCGUACCGGGAACCGUUUCCGGGGCGGAGACUUUUUUGCAGCUGACCCGGCACGGCGGGUGACGCGAAGGCCCAGGCGGAAGUGCGGGCGGCGGAUCCGGAGUCGGAUCCCGGGCCAGGAGCCGGGUCUGUGGGCUCCAAGCUGGGGUUGGUUGGGGUGCCGCCAUGGCGACCCUGUGGUGGGGAGGCCUCCUGCGGCUCGGCUCGGUGCUCAGCCUGUCCUGCCUGGCGCUCUCCUUGCUGCUGCUGGUGCAGCUGACAGACGCGGCCAAGAAUUUUGAGGAUGUCCGGUGUAAAUGUAUCUGCCCGCCCUAUAAAGAGAAUUCUGGGCAAAUUUAUAAUAAGAACAUAUCACAAAAAGAUUGUGACUGUCUUCAUGUUGUGGAGCCCAUGCCUGUGCGGGGACCUGACGUAGAAGCAUAUUGUCUGCGCUGUGAAUGCAAAUAUGAGGAGAGAAGCUCUGUCACAAUCAAGGUUACCAUUAUAAUUUACCUUUCCAUUUUGGGACUCCUACUUCUGUAUAUGGUGUAUCUUACCCUGAUUGAGCCCAUACUGAAGAGACGCCUCUUUGGACACUCACAAUUGAUACAGAGUGAUGACGAUGUUGGGGAUCAUCAGCCUUUUGCAAAUGCCCAUGAUGUGCUUGCCCGCUCCCGCAGUCGAGCCAAUGUUCUGAACAAGGUAGAAUAUGCCCAGCAGCGUUGGAAGCUUCAAGUUCAAGAACAGCGAAAAUCUGUCUUUGACCGACAUGUUGUCCUCAGCUAAUUGGGAAUAAAAGUCAAAGUGACCAGAAAAAAAA